AGCGAAAGUUACAGUGGGUGCAAGUAUCAUCUUCACACACAGUCACCGACACGCACGCGUCGGAAUCGGCCCAUGAACAGCAACGACGCAAGGCCGAAGCCCCUUUUCAAGUCUUCGAAGCCCGGUGCUUCUUUUGCAUUUAAGCCGCGGACUACGCUUUCGUCGGCACAGAAGCCUGAUUUCUCCAAAGCUCAACCGCCGCCAGCACAAGAAAAUACGACGACGGCCGCGAACAAGAACAACAACAAAAACAAGUCUCGCCUUGACGAUAUCACUGCUCUCAAAGACCUCGGCGCCAUGGUCAACGAACGCGCGCCUCCCAAGGCGCCCCUACAGUCCAUCAUGCCCAAUAGCGGCCCAGCCCGUGAGAAGUCACCAGAGGACGAUAUCACCGCCAUAAUGAACGGCUUCGCAUCGCUCAAGAGCAAGCUUCGAGCUGAUUCGGGAGAUUCAUUCAACUCGUCCGGCAGCGCCGCAACCAACAGGCCUACGUUUGGCCACCCAACCACAAUGAUGUCGUCCCGCAAGCAGAAAGCCGACCCAUUCAUUCGUCAGAAGACACGACCCGAGCACCACAUCGACCAGAACAGAGUUGCUGGUCCGAAGGCCCCGAGCUAUCAGGAUAGGAAGCCCCCGCCGAUGCAGAUGUUCAGCUCAAAUGCCCCAGUUGCCCCGCCGAAGAGUUAUGGCGGGGGGGAGUUCUACACAGACCCUGCAAAGGCGAGUGCAGAUCUCAAGGCCUUGCUGGAGGGCGGGAUGGAUGAUGAGGACGAAGAAGAGGAAGAAGAGAAGCCACAGCAGUCGCAAGAAUCACAGGGAAGUGCAGCUGGAGGUGAGGCAAGCGAGGCCAACGUCGAGACAAAGAAGGCAGAUGCCGCGAAGAGCGCCAAGGACGGAACAGUAGACGGCCUCAAGGUGAAGCUGCUACCGCAUCAAGUCGAAGGCGUUCAGUGGAUGCGUGGUCGAGAGCUCGGCCCCAUCAAGCGAGGAAAGGUCCCCAAGGGCGGGAUCCUGGCUGAUGACAUGGGUCUUGGAAAGACACUGCAAAGCGUCUCCCUGAUCCUCACAAACCGGAAGCCAGAGAAAGAUUCCCCAGGAUGGAAGAAGAGCUUUGAAAAGGUUGAGAAAACCACCCUCGUGGUAGCACCGCUGGCGCUCAUCCGGCAGUGGGAGCACGAGAUCAAAGACAAGGUGGAAAGGUCACAAGGGCUCAAGGUCUGCGUCCACCACGGACCGCAGCGAACGAAGCGUUUCCAAGAGCUAGCUCUUUACGAUGUGGUCGUCACAACCUACCAGAUUCUCGUUUCGGAGCAUGGUCACUCUUCGGACGCCGAGGGUGGUGUCAAGGCAGGAUGCUUUGGGCUGCACUGGUGGCGAGUUGUCCUGGACGAGGCUCACACCAUCAAGAACCGCAAUGCAAAGGCCACCAAGGCGUGCUACGCGUUGCGUUCUGAGUAUCGAUGGUGCCUGUCCGGUACGCCUAUGCAAAAUAACCUGGACGAGCUCCAAUCUCUCGUCAAGUUCCUCCGUAUCAGCCCCUACGACGAUCUCAAGGAGUGGAAGGCCCACAUUGACCUGCCUUUGAAGAACGGAAAAGGACACAUCGCCAUCCGCAGACUACACAGUCUUCUUCGAUGCUUCAUGAAGCGCCGUACGAAGGAGAUUCUCAAGGAGGCUGGAGCGCUCAACCCUGGUGGUAAACCAUCCGCCGAGGGUGAGCCAUCCACAACAGGCUUCAAGGUGACUGAGCGCAAGGUUGUCACUGUAUCAACCGAACUGUCUCCCGCAGAGCGUAAAUUCUACACGCGAUUGGAGGCUCGCACUGACCGAAGUAUCGAGGUCAUGAUGCGUGGUCGGGUCAACUACGCCAACGCGCUGACCCUCCUGCUGCGGUUGCGUCAGGCAUGCAAUCACCCCAAGCUGUUGGAGGGUAAACUGGACAAAGACAAGGAUGCGUUGACAACCGACUCGAGCCAAAAGUCUCAGGAAGCAGAUGUUGAUGCCAUGGCUGAUAUGUUCGCCGGCAUGGGGAUCGAAUCCAAAUCCUGCAACAUCUGCGGACGGGCGUUGAACACUCAAGACAGCAGACUGGGUAGGGACAUUUGCUCAGAGUGCCACGAUGACUUGGCCUAUUUCAACGCGCAUGAAAAGCCGGAGAAGAAUGACUCAAAGAAAGACAAGUCCAAGAAGGAGAGAUCUAAGAAGGACAAAUCUAAGAAGAAGCGGGAAGGGAAAGCUGUUGAGGAGAAACCUGCAGCGGAGGAGGUCGAGUCACCCGUGAAGACCAACCGUCGCCCUCGCAACCGCAACGCCAUUAUCGACAGCGAAGAUGAGGAGGAAGCUGAAGGUAGCUGGCUCGUCCCUGAAGAUGAACAGGGCGUCCUGCGACUCGGCAAGGCCGGUGGGGAGGAGGACGAGAACGCUGAGGGUGGCGGCGACUCUCUUGGCUCUGAGGACUCUGAAGACGAGGAUCAGAGCAACGCGCAGGACCAGAGCAACCUCAGCAGCUUCGUCGUGGAUGAUGAAGUGGCCAAGAAGGAGAAAGGAUACCAGUCGGUUGAUGAGGCGUCGGAUGAUGAUGACUCGCUGCUGUCCGUGUCGGCCCUCACGAAGCAGAUGGCAGCCCAGACUCUGGACGAUGAGCAAGAUAACUCCAUUGCCGAUACUUCGACGGCAGACACUACUGCAGCCGAUUCUUCUGUUGCUGAUAUUACUGCGGCGGAUACCACAACCACCCCUGAUUCGGAGACAUCAGACUCGGAAGAGGCCUCUGAAGAGGACUCCGAAGACGAUUCCUCGAUCCUCUCCUCCGACGAUGACGAUGUGCACCAUUCUGCCUACAACUCCCAGCCAAGCCAUGUCCUCGCCUCGGCCAAGAUCCGUGAGCUCAUCAAGAUCCUGCGGGCAGAGGUCCGGGAGCACAAGUUUAUUGUCUUCUCCCAAUUCACCUCUAUGCUCGACCUCGUUGAACCCUUCUUCCGCAAAGAGGGCUUCCGAUUUGUUCGCUACGACGGAUCGAUGAAGAACGACGAGCGUGAGGAAAGCCUGCGGAGUCUGCGGUCUGACAAGGCGACCCGGAUCCUCCUAUGCAGUCUCAAAUGUGGUAGUUUGGGACUAAACCUUACGGCCGCGACAAGAGUUGUUAUCCUUGAGCCGUUCUGGAACCCUUUCGUCGAGGAACAAGCAAUCGAUCGUGUUCAUCGCCUGACACAAACCGUCGAUGUCAUCAUCUACAAACUCACUGUCGCCAAAACGGUCGAAGAGCGUAUCCUCGACCUCCAAAACAAGAAGCGCCUUCUCGCCGAGCAGGCUAUCGAGGGCAGCAUGAAGAAGGGCACCUUCAAGCUUGGCCUCAAUGAGCUCAUCGACCUCUUCAAGCCUGGCUCGACUGAUAACCACGCCCUGCUGGGCUCAGUUGACGGGGAGGAGGAGAGUGUCGAGGAUCGGGGCUACAGGGCCGCGACGAAUAUGAGGAAGAAGCCGACGAUGGCGAGACAGGAGAGCGAGGUUUAUGGCCGACGAUGGUAAAUGAUACUGGACACAUAAGGCAGGCACAUGGCGUUUAGAGGGGAUUUGCCAAUUUUGGGGACUCGCUUAGACCAUGGUCAUGGUAUGAUAGAUGUCUUGACGAAUCAACUGUUUAUGUUUCUUUCAACUUUCACGUUGGAUGCUCUUGUCAGGGAAAUGGCAUUCAUAUACGAACGAGUAAUAUAUGUCUCAUUCUCAC
Messenger RNA from Ilyonectria robusta, 3727 nucleotides. RefSeq names its product SNF2 family N-terminal domain-containing protein. Lineage: Eukaryota; Fungi; Ascomycota; Sordariomycetes; Hypocreales; Nectriaceae. Gene Ontology annotation, cellular component: cytoplasm. The transcript has 2 exons. The record is from RefSeq and is a predicted model, not a curated record. Gene Ontology annotation, molecular function: ATP binding; ATP-dependent chromatin remodeler activity. The coding region runs from base 73 to 3528 and encodes 1151 amino acids.